AGAGGAAACAUGCUGCAUGUCAGUGUUGUGGCUCAGAGGGAUGAUGGGAUGUUUGUGUAUCAAAGUCCAGCGGUGUGUGUCUGUGGCAGUGUGUGUUACGGUGUGAGUCAGGACCAACAUGGAGGAGCAGAAGAAGAUUCUGUGUGUCGGCCUGGUGUGUCUGGACAUCAUCAACGUGGUCGACAAGUAUCCUGAAGAAGACACUGACAGCAGGUGUCUGUCGCAGCGUUGGCAGCGAGGAGGAAACGCCUCCAACUCCUGCACGGUUCUGUCGCUGCUCGGAGCUUCCUGCGCCUUCAUGGGCUCCCUGUCUGCCGGACCGGUGGCCGAUUUCAUCAUGGCCGACUUCUCGCGGCGUUCAGUCGACGCCUCGGCGGUGGUUUGGCAGCUCGACGCUCAGACGCCGUGUGCAUGUUGUUUGGUUUGUCCGUCCAGUGGGACUCGAACCGUCGUUCUCUCCGAUACGAACCUUCCUGACGUCACAGCAGAGGACUUCUCUAAAGUCAAUCUUCACAAGUUCAAGUGGAUUCACUGGGAGGGCCGUAACGCUGACGAACAGGUGAAGAUGAUCCAGCAGGUGGUGGCGUACAACAGCACGUUGCCACAACAACAGAAGAUCACCGUCUCUGUGGAGAUUGAGAAGACCAGAGAGCCGCUGUAUCAGCUGUUUCCACACGGCGACGUGGUGUUCGUCAGCAAAGACGUCGCUCGACACUUUGGGUUCCACUCGGCCGAAGCUGCUCUCAGAGGAUUCUACCCUCGAGUUAGACAGGGGGCUGUCCUGAUCUGUGCCUGGGCAGAAAAAGGAGCUUCUGCUUUGGGUCCUGACGGUUUGCUGGUUCAUUCAGAUGCUUUUCCUCCAGAGCGUCUGGUCGAUACUCUGGGAGCCGGAGACACUUUCAACGCUGCAGUGAUUCACUCGCUGUCGGCCGGUGGGAGCUUACAGGAAGCGCUGACGUAUGGCUGCAGAGUCGCCGGCGCCAAGUGUGGUUUCCAUGGCUACGACGGCAUCGGCGAAAAGUUUUCCAACAAGUGACCAAAGAGUUAAAGACGGGUUAAUGUUCAGGCAGCAGCGAUGGAUUCAGCUUGAGAUUAAAAAGAAGAAGAAAAAAAAAACGAUUUCUUUCAGUAAUGACAUGAAUUUUAUUUAAUUCUAAGCUUAAAAAGUGAACUUUAAUUUAAAAACUGUGACGAAUGUGUUUACCUAGUUUACAAGGAUUCCCUCUGACUAACUGAUGGGUAUCUGAUGCUGAGAAAUAACCAGUGAUGAACUCUGAUGGCUGGUUAUUCCUGGUUAACUGGUUGGUUAUUGUGAACUCUGUGACGUGUUGUCACCUGAUGAUGACCUACUGAGAAGAUGCUGUGAUGGGGUGGGUUUAAAUGAAGUGACUGUGUUAAAAUGCUUCUUUUUUUUUUUUACCAGAUAAGAAUAAAAUGUGAUCAAUUCA
Stegastes partitus (bicolor damselfish) is the source of this 1448-nucleotide messenger RNA. It is a transcript of the gene khk, whose product is annotated as ketohexokinase. Gene Ontology annotation, biological process: fructose metabolic process. Bases 119 to 1036 code for a protein of 305 amino acids. Gene Ontology annotation, molecular function: ketohexokinase activity. NCBI's taxonomy places the organism in Eukaryota, Metazoa, Chordata, Actinopteri, Pomacentridae. The record is from RefSeq and is a predicted model, not a curated record. The transcript is spliced from 8 exons.